AUGACUGGGGCUGACGCUAUAAAUGGGGUCUGUCCGGGGGCCAGCUGCAGCUCAGUCGUCAGCAUGUGGCGAUUGCUAUUCGUUUCGGCUCUGCUGCUGGUGUAUACCGCACUGGGCAUACGCGUGAAUUGCCGUCACAUGGAGCGCAUACACGAGGAUCACAUACACUACUGCUGCAAGCAUCCGGAUGGUCACAAUGACAUCAGCGAGCUCUGCGCCCAGCAGACUAACUUCAAGCUGCCCUCGAAGACGGAGGAGGCCAUGGAGGACAACACUGUGGACGCUGUCAUGACCGGCAAUUGCUGGGCCAAGUGUGUCUUCGAUCACUAUAAGUUCAUAGUGAACGACACCCUGGACAUGCUGGCUGUGAGGAGUCACUAUAAGACCGUGCACCGAUUGGAUCCGGAGUACGAGACUGAAAUGUUGGCGGCUUUUGAAGAAUGCCACUCGAAAUCUGAGGAAGCAAUGGCCAUAUUUCUAUCGAUGCCCAUUGUGCGCGCCUUCAGCAGUGCCAACAGCUGUAAGCCCCUGUCGAGCGUCAUCUUAUCCUGCGUGAUUCAGCGCUUCUUCCAUAAUUGUCCCAGAAGUCGUUGGUCCAACACCACGGAAUGUGUCGAGACUUUGGCGUUCUCCAAGCGUUGCAAGGAUGUCCUGACCACCAUGUGA
Drosophila hydei is the source of this 666-nucleotide messenger RNA. RefSeq lists its product as uncharacterized. The transcript has 3 exons. Lineage: Eukaryota; Metazoa; Arthropoda; Insecta; Diptera; Drosophilidae. The record is from RefSeq and is a predicted model, not a curated record. Gene Ontology annotation, molecular function: odorant binding. Bases 1 to 666 code for a protein of 221 amino acids.